Molecule: messenger RNA, 2895 nt
Organism: Fonsecaea nubica
Lineage: Eukaryota; Fungi; Ascomycota; Eurotiomycetes; Chaetothyriales; Herpotrichiellaceae
Exons: 2
Coding region: 1-2895 (964 amino acids)
Biological process (GO): vesicle-mediated transport; intracellular protein transport; vacuole organization
Cellular component (GO): HOPS complex; endosome
Molecular function (GO): protein-macromolecule adaptor activity
Source: RefSeq, a predicted model, not a curated record
AUGGCGCUGGAUCUCGACGACGGCUAUGUGGCUCCCGGCUUGGGCUCGGGCGGCGGCAUCGAGACAUCGCUUCCCAUCUUCAACGUCGAACGAGUGCAGCUGCAAUUCAACAUCGCGUCGGAUUUCGUGGCCGGCCAGGUCGCCAACAACGUGCUGAUCCUCGCCCUGGCCACGGGGCGCAUCUUGCGGAUAGACCUCGAGAGUCCGUCGGACAUUGAUGAUGUCGACCUGCCCAAAAAGACCAGCGAGGUCGGCCUCAUCCGUCGCAUGUUCCUCGACCCGUCCGCGUCCCAUUUGAUCAUCACCACCACCCUGGGGGAGAACUUCUACCUGCACAGCCAGUCUAAGCAACCUAAAGCACUGUCUCGGCUAAAAGGCGUCUCCAUCGAGUCUAUUGCUUGGAACCCCUCACAACCGACGGCCUCUACACGGGAGAUCUUGGUCGGCGCAGUGGACGGGAAUGUUUACGAGACAUACAUUGAGCCGGCGUCCGAGUUCUAUCGCCGCGAAGAACGAUAUUGCACACAUGUGUGGAAGAUCCCCGACGGCGCCGUCACGGGCCUCUGGGCAGAGACAAUCGACACCAAGGCAGACGUACGCAGGGUGAUUGUGGCGUCGCAUUCAAGACUCUGUCACUGGAUCGGCAAGACGGGCGGACGGGGGAAGGAAGGCUCAGCUUCCAUCUACGCCGAGCUGUUUUCAAAGGAAGCUCCCGUCACUCAUGACACUACUGGCGCCACGGCCACCGCGCCGUCGUCCUUUUCGGUGUCGCCCGAAUCACAAGACACCACCCCGGACUCAUAUCGCAGUUUCGCCUGGCUGUAUUCGCAGGGUGUCCUGACAGGCAAGCUGCUAACCUCACCUAUAUCGUCCUCUCUAGGCUCGAAGAUUUUUGGAGACGCGAAACUUCACCCUCGAUCCGUGUUUCCAGAAACGAUCUCGGCGCGUGGAGGACGAAAGCUGAUACAAGAUCCCAUCGUCUCUGCCAUUCUAUCUCAAUGGCACGUCCUGGCCCUUGCUGAAGGUCGCAUUGUCGCUGUCAAUCGCCUUGACGGAAGCAUUGUCUACGAUCAGGCGGUGCUGGAACCUGGACAGUCGGCGCUUGGCUUAGUGGCGGACCAGAAGAAGAAUACAUAUUGGCUUUUCACCAACCAAGAAAUCUUCGAGGUGGUGGCCCACGAUGAGGAGCGAGACGUCUGGAAGAUCAUGCUGAAACAACAAGAUUACGACUCGGCUCUUCGCUAUGCCAAAGGAGCGGCACAAAAGGACUCUGUGGCGACUGCGUCGGGAGACUACCUGUCGAGCAAAGGCCAGUACCUGGAGGCCGCGAGCGUGUGGGGAAAGAGCAGCAAAGCAUUUGAGGAAGUCUGCCUGUCCCUGAUCGACAAUGGACAAGAAGAAGCUCUGCGGAGAUACUUGUUGGCCAAGUUGGGCUCGUACAAGAAGUCGUCAAUCAUGCAGCGCGUCAUGAUAGCAACAUGGCUGGUGCAGAUCUUCAUGGCCAAAUUGAACUCGCUGGACGAUAUGGUCGCCACGAAAGCAGAAUUGCUCGAGCACACCGACGCCGGAGGUGCGCAACGCGAUUUGGACAAGGCUCGAAGCGAGUUCCAAGAAUUUGUGACCAAGUACAAGUCGGAUCUGGAUGCAAAGACGGUGUAUGAAGUCAUUUCGAGUCACGACAGAGAAGAGGAGCUUCUGUUCUUUGCCAACACCAUCACCGACUACGACUACGUUCUUUCGUACUGGGUGCAGCGAGAGAAAUGGAACGAGGCCUUGUCGGUUCUUAACAAACAGAGCAAUCCCGAGACGUUCUAUCGGUAUAGUAACGUGCUCAUGACACAUGUUGCAGUUGGACUGGUAGAGAUUUUGAUGCGACGGAGCAAUCUCGACCCGCAAAAGCUCAUACCCGCACUUCUCAGCUACAAUGAGAACGCCGAUGUGCCAUUGAACCAGAACCAGGCCGUGCGUUACCUGAACUUUGUGGUGACCAACAACUUCGAGGUGCCUGCUUCUGUCCACAACGCGCUCAUCUCGAUCAUGGCUUCGCAUCCGUCGCCAUCAGAAACUAUGCUGUUGGGAUACCUGGAAAGUCAACCGUCCCCUCCAUUCUACGAUGCGGACUUUGCGUUGAGGCUAUGUAUUCAACAUAACCGAGUGCAGUCAUGCGUGCACAUCUACAGUACCAUGGGACAAUACCAACAAGCAGUGGAACUGGCACUGCAGCACGAUGACAUUGAUCUAGCCGCAAUUGUCGCGGAUCGUCUGGAGGGUAACGACAAGGUGAGAAAGCGACUGUGGCUGCUCAUCGCCGAGAAGAAGAUCAAGGAGGCUGCAUCCAUCAAAGAAGCAAUCAAUUUCCUAAAAAGAUGCGAGCUGCUCAAGAUCGAAGAUCUGAUUCCCUUCUUCCCCGAUUUCGUGGUGAUUGACGAUUUCAAAGAGGAGAUCUGUGAGGCACUGGAGGAGUACUCGCGGCACAUUGACAGCCUCAAGCAGGAAAUGGACCUCUCGCAACACACGGCCGAGCAGAUCAAAGCCGAGAUUGCGGCACUGGAUCACCGUUAUGCCAUUGUGGAAGCUGGCGAGCGGUGUUGGAUCUGCACGCUGCCGGUCUUGAGCCGGCAGUUCUUUGUGUUUCCUUGUCAGCACGCCUUCCACAGCGACUGCCUGGGUAAGCGCGUGCUUGAGAGUUCGGGAAGCAGUAAGAGAAAGCGGAUCAAGGACCUUCAGACGGAAGUCAACCAGGGAUUGAGUGUGGGCGUGCAGCGACAGAAGCUAGUUGCCGAGUUGGACGGAUUGGUCGCGGAGCAAUGUGUUCUGUGCGGGGAUUUGGGCAUCAAGCAGGUCGACGAGCCCUUUAUCCACGAGGACGAUGAUGUGGAAGCCUGGGCCAUCUGA